Molecule: messenger RNA, 958 nt
Organism: Emericellopsis atlantica
Lineage: Eukaryota; Fungi; Ascomycota; Sordariomycetes; Hypocreales; Bionectriaceae
Product: putative GDSL-like lipase/acylhydrolase
Exons: 4
Coding region: 105-884 (259 amino acids)
Molecular function (GO): phosphatidylcholine lysophospholipase A1 activity
Source: RefSeq, a predicted model, not a curated record
CACCUUGCAUGCUCUUCCAUCCAAGCCCAUUUGCUACUGUAUUGAUAUUGAUCUGAGAUCUCCAAAACGAACCGCGCAACUCCACGGACAGUAACACCACCACCAUGACUUCUCGUCCCUGCAACAUCUUGUGCUUUGGCGACUCCCUCACCAGCGGGUACUGCGACUGGGGAUACACUUCCCACCCCUACUCCAUCUGUCUACAAGACCGCAUAGCCCAGGAGCUGCCGCCGGGCACACGAUUCGAGGUCUUCACAAACGGGGAACCAGGAGAAUGUGCCGGUGAAGACUCGUUCAGGUCCAGGCUGGAAGUGGAAUUAGAGAAAAGGACCUACGACUGGGUGAUCAUGCUCGGUGGGACAAAUGAUCUUGGCUCGUUCGUGUCGCCAGAGGACAUAUUUCAGGCUCUGCACGACCAUUGGCACCGCGUCCUUCGAAAAGGGUGCAAGAUCCUGGCCCUGACGAUUCCUGAGUGCGGCGCCCGGCACGAACGGCUGGAUCGCGCGAGGAAGAUUGUCAACGACCGUAUCAUGAGCUACCAGGCUGAGAACUACCAUGCCUUUGAUCUACGAUCACAUAUACCGUACCACUCUCUCACCGAAGAUGAGCAGGACACGCUGUGGGAUGAUGGUCUGCAUUUGACGGUGGAUGGGUACAACUGGAUGGGCGCCCAUAUCGCGGAUGCGUUCAUCCCCUUGCUCAAGCAGGACCUGCAAAAGACGACGAGCAAGGAUCGCUACUCAUCAAGCAAGCCGUCGUCGGCAGCGAGGAGGCCGACCAAGUACGAGGAUGACGACCGGGUCUUUGAAGAGGAGGGCGACGGCGCCGACAAACGAGACAUCAAGGCAGGUUACGUCGUCGUGAGGAAGAGGGACCUGGAGUGAAUGUAUACGCCAUGAUGCACGCUACUAGCGUCGCUUGCGAAAGAAAGCCCUGUCCUAUGCUGUGUUUUUGAAUG